This is a messenger RNA of Lagenorhynchus albirostris (white-beaked dolphin), 4104 nucleotides long. It is a transcript of the gene GHR, whose product is annotated as growth hormone receptor. The coding region runs from base 120 to 2042 and encodes 640 amino acids. NCBI's taxonomy places the organism in Eukaryota, Metazoa, Chordata, Mammalia, Artiodactyla, Delphinidae. The transcript has 10 exons. Gene Ontology annotation, molecular function: peptide hormone binding; growth hormone receptor activity; growth factor binding. The record is from RefSeq and is a predicted model, not a curated record. Gene Ontology annotation, biological process: positive regulation of receptor signaling pathway via JAK-STAT; positive regulation of peptidyl-tyrosine phosphorylation; growth hormone receptor signaling pathway. Gene Ontology annotation, cellular component: external side of plasma membrane; growth hormone receptor complex; cytosol.
AGGCAGCGGCGAGGACCCGGGCUGGGGCCGCGCAGGCCGGAGGGCCCCGCGCCCUCGGCCCCAGCGCGGCCGCGAACCGCUCUCUCUCUCCGGAGGCGAGGCUCGGAGGUCCUACAGGUAUGGAUCUCUGGCAGCUCCUGUUGACCUUGGCAGUGGCAGGCUCAAGUGAUGCUUUUUCUGGGAGUCCAGCCACACCAGCUAUCCUUGUCAGAGCGUCUCAGAGUCUGCAGAGAGUUCAUCCAGGCCUAGAGACAAAUUCUUCCGGGAAGCCUAAAUUCACCAAGUGCCGUUCACCUGAACUAGAGACUUUUUCAUGCCACUGGACAGAUGGGGUUCAUCACGGUUUACAGAGCCCAGGAUCCAUACAGCUGUUCUAUAUCAGAAGGAGCACUCAAGAAUGGACUCAAGAAUGGAAAGAAUGCCCCGAUUAUGUCUCUGCUGGAGAAAACAGCUGUUACUUUAAUUCAUCUUAUACCUCCAUUUGGAUCCCCUACUGUAUCAAGCUAACUAGCAAUGGUGAUACUGUGGAUCAAAAGUGUUUCUCUGUUGAGGAAAUAGUGCAACCAGAUCCACCCAUUGGCCUCAACUGGACUUUACUGAACAUCAGUUUAACAGGGAUUCAUGCAGAUAUCCAAGUGAGAUGGGAACCACCACCGAAUGCAGAUGUUCAGAAGGGGUGGAUAGUCCUGGAAUAUGAACUGCAAUACAAAGAAGUAAAUGAGACCCAGUGGAAAAUGAUGGACCCUGUAUUGUCAACAUCAGUUCCAGUGUACUCAUUGAGACUGGAUAAAGAGUAUGAAGUGCGUGUGAGAUCCAGACAACGAAACUCUGAAAAAUAUGGCGAGUUCAGUGAGGUGCUCUUCGUAACACUUCCUCAGAUGAGACCGUUUGCAUGUGAAGAAGAUUUCCGGUUUCCAUGGUUCUUAUUUAUUAUCUUUGGAACAUUUGGACUAAUGGUGACAUUAUUUUUAUGCAUAUUUUCUAAACAACAAAGGAUUAAGAUGUUGAUUCUACCCCCAGUUCCAGUUCCAAAGAUUAAAGGAAUUGAUCCAGAUCUCCUCAAGGAAGGAAAAUUAGAAGAGGUGAACACAAUCUUAGCCAUUCAUGACAACUAUAAACACGAAUUCUACAAUGAUGACUCUUGGGUUGAAUUUAUUGAGCUAGAUAUUGAUGACCCUGAUGAAAAGACUGAAGGAUCAGACACAGACAGACUUCUAAGCAAUGACCAUGAAAAAUCACUUAAUAUCCUUGGGGCAAAGGAUGACGACUCUGGACGUACCAGCUGUUACGAACCUGACAUUCUGGAGACUGAUUUCAAUGCCAAUGACAUGUGUGAUGGUACCUCAGAGGUUGCUCAGCCACAAAGGUUGAAAGGGGAAGCAGAUCGCUUGUGCCUUGACCAGAAGAAUCUAAAUAACUCACCUUCGAAUGAUGCUACCCCUGCUAGCCAGCAGCCCAGUGUUAUCCUAGGAGAGGAAAACAAACCAAGAUCACUUCUUAUUGGCAAAACUGAGUCAACUCAUCAAGCUGGCCAUACACAGCAACAGCUCAGCAAUCCAAGUUCAUUGGCAAACAUCGACUUUUAUGCCCAGGUAAGUGACAUUACACCAGCAGGGAGUGUGGUCCUUUCCCCGGGCCAAAAGAAUAAGGCUGGGAUCUCCCAGUGUGACAUGCAUCCAGAAGUCGUCUCACCCUGCCAAGCAAACUUCAUCAUGGACAACGCCUACUUCUGUGAGGCAGAUGCUAAAAAGUGCAUCGCCCUGGCCCCUCAUGUCGAGGUUGAAUCACAUGUAGAGCCAAGCUUUAACCAGGAAGACAUUUACAUCACCACGGAAAGCCUUACCACUACUGCUGGGAGGUCUGGGACAGCAGAACGUGUUCCAAGUUCUGAGUUGCCUGUCCCAGACUAUACCUCCAUUCAUAUAGUACAAUCUCCACAGGGCCUCGUACUCAAUGCAACUGCCCUGCCCUUGCCUGACAAAGAGUUUCUCUCAUCAUGUGGCUACGUGAGCACAGACCAACUGAACAAAAUCAUGCCGUAGCUUUUCUUCGAUUUCCCAUGAGCUACAUAUUUAAUGAGUUACCUAUUUACUCUAGCAAAGAGUUGGCUAGGGAAUGAAUGCUGAAACCAAAACAAUGUUUAAACAUUUUUUGGAGGGGGGUGGGAGUUGAGGGUGGGGGAUACGGAUUCUAAAUGGCUUUUCCUGAAGUGUUGAAACAUGAUAUUAAAGAAAAAGAAGAAGAACCCUUCAUCAGAUAGAUAUUCUUGUGAAUUGUAAAUAUUUUAAAGAAUUGUCUCAAAGACUGUUUAGUGGCAGUGAUUGUCUUGUUAUUGUGGGUGUUAAUUUUGUGCUACUAAGCAUUGAAUGGCUAUGUUUUUUAAUCUAUAGUUAAUCAUGCUUUUUGAAAAAGCGAAAAAUCAGGUGGCUUUUGCAGUUCAGGACGAUUGAAUGCAAAUCAUAGCACAGGCUAAGUUUUUUUUAAUAAUUGGGAACUAAAAUUUUAGGUAAGAAGACAAGAAAUAGUUUGGAUAUGUAAAACAUUUAUUUUGACAUAAAAUGGAUAAAGGUAUUUUUAAUAAUUUACACUUUAAGCAUGGCUAUUUUCUAUUACACUAUACACGGUGUACUGUAGCUCAUGCCGACCCAUCUAAAGAAUGUAGUAACUGCAGUCUAAAGCUGGUUUAAUGCUUUGGUCAACGCACCUGAAGAAAAACUAGUUUUUUACAAGGCCCUUUUUAUACCUCCUAAAACUCUUUAAAUGAUUCUAAAAUGAUUGUAGUUAGCUGCAUUAUUGGAAUGUGUUCAUCUUAUCUGAAUUUGUAAACAGAUAUUUGUUAAUUUAGAAAACUUUAAAAUGUUUGCGCAGAUCAACUUAUCAUGAACCAAAAAAACCCAAAAAAACAAAAAAAAAACCCACAACACAAAUGAACAAAAAGGCUUUUCUUACCCAAGUUUUGGUUCAUGUCAGAGCACUGCAUACUAAGAGAAUAGAAAUCAUAGCUGGUUCCUAUUGACCCAGAAUGCUUAAUCACUGCAGUGCACGGGGAAGGAGUUUCUUAGUGCACUCAGAUCAUGAGAGUCAAGCCUUAGAACCUCGGCCACAGUGUCUCUUAGUUCAUAUUUACCUAAGGAAGGAAUAGGUCCAAGAAGCAUUUUGUAAGUUGAAGCUGGUCGAAGUGAAGUUAACCAGAUCAUGGAAUAAAAGUUCAAGAAAAAGCUUUUUCUUUCACAGCCUAUAGCCAGACACAUACUCAUUAUUCAUGGUAGCAAAAAAAAGAGAAAAAACAAGAUUUUAAAUCCGCAAGAUAACUAAAAAAUUUAUUUAAACCCAUAGCAGAAACUUUCUUCCUUACCAAAUCUUUUAUAGGAUUUACUUAAAUAAAAGAAGUUUCGUCAUUUUUUACUUCCCCUCUGAGUGGAUUGGCCUUAAAGCGGGUAGUCAGAAGAAAAAGAAGCAGCCUGAGUAAAUUAUAAGUUAUUGUUCAAUAUCUUAAUAACCUAAACAUCAUUCAUAGGAGCACUGGGAUUGCUCCUCAAAAGGUUUGUCAAAAAAAGAAGACUCAUCUCACUCAAGAAUGCUUCUCACUUAAGUAUUUUUUAAAGGUUAAUAAAACUUUAAAGUUAGCUUUAACUUAAAUAGUAUUUGCCAUACCUUUUUAGGAAACAAGCUUAAUGGUUGGCGAUUUUAAAUUCCCUCUUUCUUGCAGGAAGGACAGUGAAAAGCUAGAAUUGGGUGUUUAAAGUUCAACAUGUUACUUUGUAAUAGAUGUUUAAUAGAUUUUCUGCUACCUUGCUGCUACGGUUUUCUCUAAGAGCUACAUAAUUUAGUUUCAUAGACAGUUUCAUCAAUGUAGAACCUAAUUCAACUUAAAACUGUGUGUUUGGGAAAACUAUCUUACUAUUUUACAAUAGGCUGACAACAUUUCUAUAGCCAAAAAUAGCUAAAUACCUCAAUCGGUCUCCGAAUGUCAUUUUGGUACUUUGCUGGCCACACAAGCCAUUAUUCACUAGUAUGACUAGUUGUGUCCUGCAGUUUAUAUUUAACUUUCUUUAUGUCUGUGGAUUUUUUUCCUUCAAAGUUUAAUAAAUUUAUUUUCUUGGA